AUGUUUGCCCUGCUGUUGGUGGGUCGAGAAAAUAUGGGUUCAUGGGAGCUGGAGGAUGUUUUGUCCGUAAGGCCUGAAGGGUGUCAGUGGUACGGCCGGCGGCCGGCCUGGCACAAAGAAAAAGGCGCGCCGCCCGUCACACUAUUCCCCGCCCGCCACUUUCCCUAUCGAAUUGCACACUUGUCAGUCGCGCCAGUGACGGCACCCACAUCGAUAAAAAAGGACUCCAUACGUGAAGUCGUUGCCAAGGACUUCCCCAAUUAUGUGCCGAAAGUUAUCGCAAAUACUUUGAACAAAGCAACGUUCAUAAAAUCAUCUGUAAUGAGGGCUAGAUUGCAAGAGCUCACAGAAUAUUACAUGGUAGAAAGAAGGCCGGUACAAGGAGAGUUUAUGGCCCUCACAUGUGAAUAUUAUGUAAAACCACCACUCAACGAAGAGCUGAUGGACAAAAUUAAAGUUUUAGCCACCACAAUGGAACUGAUACAAACUUACUACUAUUUUUGGGAUGACUUGGAAGAUGGAGCCAAGGUGAGGUGCGGAAAGCCAUGCUGGCACCUACGCCCAGAUACUGGAUUGCUUGCCCUUAACGAUGCAUGCCUCAUAAGAAGCCUCAUCAAUGAAACAAUCGAGCAAAAUUUUGACGGUGAACUACGUCAGAAUCUGCUGUACGUCUACAACCGAAACGAUGUUAUAGACAUAUGCAUCGCAGAAGGAACGGUGACCGGGAAAACUGGAACAGACAUCCAAGAAGGCAAAUGCUCGUGGCCAGCCGUGACCGUUUUGCAGAAAUGCAGUCCUGAGCAGCGGCGUGUUUUCGAAGAGAACUAUGGCAGCUGGGAGCCGGAGAGGGCGGCGCGUAUUCACGAAUUGUAUAAGGAGUUAGACAUUAUAAAUUUGUACAGGGAAGAGGUGGCCUCGCGCCGCGACGUUUUCUUCAGGAAAGUGAACGCACUGCCCAAAUCCUCAACGCCCUCAGCUGAGUUUUUCAUAGAGUUGUACAACUUUUUUGAUACCUUCACCAAAGAUCUUACUUUGAUGUACGAUAAUCAU
Molecule: messenger RNA, 1050 nt
Organism: Iphiclides podalirius (scarce swallowtail)
Lineage: Eukaryota; Metazoa; Arthropoda; Insecta; Lepidoptera; Papilionidae
Source: the annotation of a GenBank genome assembly